Molecule: messenger RNA, 948 nt
Organism: Raphanus sativus (radish)
Lineage: Eukaryota; Viridiplantae; Streptophyta; Magnoliopsida; Brassicales; Brassicaceae
Product: ETHYLENE INSENSITIVE 3-like 1 protein
Exons: 1
Coding region: 1-948 (315 amino acids)
Cellular component (GO): nucleus
Molecular function (GO): DNA binding; DNA-binding transcription factor activity
Source: RefSeq, a predicted model, not a curated record
AUGGUGUUCAGCGAGAUGGGAAUGCGUAGCAACACAGGUUUCUUCUUCUCUGAUGAUAAUGGCAACACCGAUGAUGAGUUUGAUGUGGAUAAGCUUGAGAAAAGGAUAUGGACGCAGGAAAUGCGGUUAAAACGUCUAAAGGAACAUAUCAAGAAUAAAGAAAGAGACGAUGAGCAACUGAUCUCAAAGUAUAUGUUUAAGAUGAUGGAAGUGUGUAACGCCCAAGGUUUUGUCUACGGGAUCAUUCCCGAGGAAGGGAGACCUAUUAUAAGUGCUUCUAGUAAUCUUCAAGAAUGGUGGAAAGAUAAGGUCAGGUUUGAUCUUAAUGGUCCACUUGCUAUAGCAAAACACCAAGAAUUAAAUAAUAUGAUUAAUGAAGAUUGUAACGCUAUUGCAAAUGGACUAGUUCGAAAAUCGCUAAGAGAACUUCAAGAUCCGACUCUUGGAUGGCUUUUAUCAGCAUUGAUGCCACAUUGUGAUCCUCCGCAGAGAAGGUUUCCUUUUGAGAAAAGAGUUAGACCACCAUGGUGGCCUACAGGGGAAGAGUAUUGGUGGCCUAGAGAUCAAGGUCUCGCGCCGCCUUAUAAGAAGCCUCAUGAUUUGAAGAAGUCAUGGAAGAUUGGUGUGUUGACUUCAGUUAUUAAGCAUUUGUCUCCUGGUACAAUACGUGAGAUUGUUACUCAAUCCAAAAGCUUGCGGAAUAAGAUGACUACUAAAGAAAAGGACAUUUGGUUUAACGUUAUUGACCAAGAAGAGGCCUCAAGACAUGAGAAAAUGUUGAAUACUUCAAACUUCGCGAUCAAUCUCGGAUUUCAAAACAUGAAUUCAAGAAAAAACUACCAACCGAGUUGUCCAAACCGAGAUUGUCUGUUUGAAUCAUCCGAACCGUUGAAUAUGUCAUUGUUCGAUGGUAGACAGAAGCAUAGAAGCUUGUAUGGUUCUUCUUGA